AUGUCUUGGUCUGUAAUUAAUCUACCUUCUGCAGUCGCAGCACAGCGAGAGAGACUUGCCGAGACACUGAAGUACAACAUAUUACUGCCGCGAGAAUGCAUCCAUCCCCAGAUCGCGAGAAAGAUUGGAUAUCUCAUCGUCUAUACUGGGCACGCCUUGGGUACCGAAUUCUCUUUGUCAGUUUCCGUCCCAUACCCUUUCUCGCAUGAAGAACAAGCGGAAUUCGCGAAAUGUGAUUCAAUAUGCGGAGGCUCAGAACAUGCGACCACGGGAUCACAGUCUUUCUGCACUAAGGAGAUCUUCCAUGCACCUCUGUCCCUUGACACAGCUCCGGAUAGUGCACUCGGUUCGUGGUCUAUGACGCAGCCAGAUUGCCGGCCCUUGUCCAACACUCCGUCGUACCAAUUGAUCUCUCAGAAAGCCAAUAACAGAUACGGUGCUGUUCUCUCCGCUCUGUAUGGUUUCUGGUCUGCGCGCCAAGCUGUUGUUCAGUCUGCGAAUGGCGCUCGGCGUGAUGUGUACUCCGUGGUUACCUUUAGCACAUCAUCACGACUUGGUGAAAUUGUCAGCUCUGGAACCCUUGUCACUGAAAUUGUGCGUAGGGCUCCCGUGUUGGUUUUCUUGAGCGAUGGCGAAGCUCAGGUCAGCGACGCGACAGUUUACGAUAUUUGCCGGAAGGCAGUCACAUUAGGGUAA
Molecule: messenger RNA, 696 nt
Organism: Heterobasidion irregulare TC 32-1
Lineage: Eukaryota; Fungi; Basidiomycota; Agaricomycetes; Russulales; Bondarzewiaceae
Exons: 7
Coding region: 1-696 (231 amino acids)
Source: RefSeq, a predicted model, not a curated record